Messenger RNA from Phlebotomus papatasi, 4396 nucleotides. RefSeq names its product ubiquitin-like modifier-activating enzyme 1 (gene Uba1). The transcript is spliced from 5 exons. NCBI's taxonomy places the organism in Eukaryota, Metazoa, Arthropoda, Insecta, Diptera, Psychodidae. Gene Ontology annotation, molecular function: SUMO activating enzyme activity. Gene Ontology annotation, biological process: protein sumoylation. Gene Ontology annotation, cellular component: SUMO activating enzyme complex; cytoplasm. The coding region runs from base 570 to 3719 and encodes 1049 amino acids. The record is from RefSeq and is a predicted model, not a curated record.
GGACAAAAUGGAAAAAACGAUGUUUCCUGUGUUUCUAUUGAGUUUUUUAUGCCAAUUUUGUGGUUUUAGAAAAGACAAGGAGUGUAGCAAUGGAUUGUAUUGUCUUUGGGAUAUAUAAGAGAUGGAAAUUUCUGGGAAAAGUUAAUUCUUUUGCCGGGUUUAUUGUCCCGGUUGGAAAGUGAUUACUCAUAGUGCAUAUGCAUCAUGGCUGCCUUUAGUCCCGCAUUUCAUUGUCAAUCUAGUACGUUUUCUUUGUUCUAUCCAUUCAAUCUUCGGUACUUUUGUAGAUGAGGGUGCAUUGAAAAAAAAGUGUGUGUGGGAAAAUCUGUAAAUUUUCCAGUGAAAAAAGACCGCGGUGUGUCCAAUAUUGGCCUCUAUCCGUAGUCAAUCGGCCUGUGCUGUGGUAUAUGUGUUAUUGAGUGAUUUUUAGUGGUGAAAUUUGUGGGGUAUUAGGGAUAUUGUGAAGAGAGAUAGACAGAAAAAAAGAAGUGCUAAAACGCGUGGAAUUUGGGGCUCGAGUCACACGCGUCUACGGAAAAUCCUUCACUCCAUUCGGCCCUGUGCGUCCGAUGUCUAGUGGUUUUGCUGAAAAUUCCGUUGAUCCCCCAGCCGCCAAGAAGCGGAAGCUGCCUUCAACUGCAUCGUCGUCGUCAACUUCCUCAGAUCAAAUGGCGAAGAACAAUGGAUCGACUUCGCUUGAACAUGAAGCUGCUCAGGCCGGAGAUAUCGACGAGGGUCUCUACUCGCGUCAGCUCUAUGUCCUGGGUCACGAUGCUAUGCGUCGCAUGGCUAAAUCUGAUGUUCUCAUCUCGGGAUUGGGGGGUCUGGGUGUAGAAAUUGCCAAGAAUGUCAUUCUGGGCGGUGUCAAAUCCGUCACACUCCACGAUGAACAAUUGUGCACCCUGCAGGAUCUCAGUUCGCAGUUUUACCUCACGGAGGACACCAUUGGUCAGAAUAGGGCUGAAGCCUGUUGCCAGCAACUGUCUGAGCUCAAUAGCUACGUGCCCACAAAAUCCUACACUGGACCCCUCACCGACACCUUCCUCCGACAAUUCCACUGUGUUGUCCUCACGGAAUCCACCCUGGCCGAGCAGGAACGCAUCUCCCAGAUCACCCAUGCCAGCAACAUCGCUCUCAUCAUCGGUGAGUCCCGUGGGCUCUUUGCCAAGGUCUUCUGUGACUUUGGGGAUAAUUUUGUGGUCUACGACAAGGAUGGAGCCAAUCCUGUGUCAGCCAUGGUGGCCAGCAUUUCCAAUGACAAGGAGGGCAUAGUUACAUGCUUGGACGAAACUCGCCAUGGCCUCGAGGAUGGGGAUUACGUGACAUUUUCCGAGGUUCAGGGCAUGACGGAGCUCAAUCACUGUGAACCACGUAGAAUUACCGUUCUUGGUCCCUAUACCUUCAGUAUUGGUGACACAAGUUCGUGCUCCCCCUACGUCCGUGGGGGCAUUGCCACGCAAGUCAAAAUGCCCAAAUCCAUCAAAUUCCGAGCUUUCACGGACACCCAAAAGGGUCCCCUUGAGAAUUUCAUCUUCUUCGAUUACGGCAAAUUUGACCAUCCGCGUCAGAUUCACGUGGCCUUCAAGGCUCUCCAUGAAUUCCUAGCUCAGCAUCAGCGAAUGCCAACGCCAUGGAAUGAUGCCGAUGCCAAGACCUUCCUGGAAUUGGCCAAGCAACAGGGAGAGGAUGAUCUCAAUGAGUCUCUCCUAAUGACUUUUGCAAAGGUUUGUUCUGGCGAUCUCAAUCCCAUCAAUGCUUCCAUUGGCGGAAUAAUUGCUCAGGAAGUGAUGAAGGCAUGCACUGGAAAAUUCACUCCGAUUUAUCAGUAUCUCUAUAUUGAUGCCCUUGAGUGUUUGACCAAUCUCAAUCCCACUGAAGAGGAUUGCAAGCCAAUUGGUUCACGCUAUGAUCGUCAAAUUGCCGUAUUGGGCAAGACGUUCCAGGACAAAUUGGGUUCCCUGCGCUACUUCAUUGUGGGCAGUGGGGCAAUUGGGUGUGAGUUGCUGAAGAACUUUGCCAUGAGUGGUAUUGGGGCUGGAGAGGGAGGCAAAGUUGUGCUGACGGACAUGGAUCUGAUUGAAAAGUCCAAUUUGAACAGGCAAUUUCUCUUUAGGCCACACGAUGUGCAGAAGCCAAAAUCGGGCACUGCAGCUGUUGCGGUGAAACGCAUGAAUCCCAAUGUCAAUGUUGUGGCACAUGAGAAUCGAGUUGGCGUUGAGACGGAGCAUGUCUAUGAUGAUAAGUUUUUCAAUGAAUUGGACGGAAUUGCCAAUGCAUUGGAUAAUGUCGAUGCUAGGAGCUAUGUUGAUCGUCGUUGUGUGUACUACAGGAAGCCACUGAUUGAAUCUGGAACAUUGGGUACAAUGGGCAAUAUUCAGGUGAUUGUGCCGUAUCUCACGGAAUCCUACAAUUCAAGUCAGGAUCCACCGGAGAAGAGUAUUCCAAUUUGUACGCUCAAGAAUUUCCCAAAUGCCAUUGAGCAUACGUUGCAGUGGGCAAGGGAUAUUUUUGAGGGGGUUUUCAAGCAGGCAGCUGAAAAUGCCUCUCAGUACAUCUCUGAUCCCAGUUUCAUUGAACGCGUGAUUAAAUUACCUGGACUGCAGCCGUUGGAGACGCUGGAGUCGGUGAAGGCAGCUUUGGUGGAUGAUAAGCCACAUUCAUUCCAUGAUUGUGUGAAGUGGGCUCGAUUCCACUGGCAGGAACAAUACUCAAAUCAAAUUCAGCAGCUUCUGUUCAAUUUCCCGGCUGAACAGACCACAUCCAGUGGUGAGCCAUUUUGGUCGGGACCCAAGAGGUGCCCCAGUCCCUUGGUCUUUGAUCCCAAUGACAGCCUACACUUGAGCUAUAUCUAUGCUGCAGCUAAUCUCAAGGCUGAGAUGUACGGGAUUCCACAGGAACGCAACAAGGACGUGGUCAGGGAGAUUGUCAGCACAAUUCAGGUGCCGCAAUUUGUGCCACGUUCAGGUGUAAAAAUUGCUGUGACUGAUGCAGCAUUGCAACAGGAACAGAAUGGCAGUGACAAUAUUGAUCAUGAUCGUGUGAAGGAGAUAUUGACUGAAUUGGGAAAGAUGGGAAAGCCCAAUUUCCGUAUAACACCGUUGGAAUUUGAGAAGGAUGACGAUACAAAUCUCCAUAUGGAUUUCAUUGUGGCAGCAUCAAAUCUUCGUGCUACCAAUUACAAAAUUCAACCGGCCGAUCGUCACAAAUCCAAAUUGAUUGCGGGCAAAAUUAUUCCUGCAAUUGCAACAACAACAUCCGUCGUUGCGGGAUUUGCUGUUCUUGAGAUCUUCAAAUUGGCUCAAAACUGCAAGGAUUUGUCAGCGUAUAAGAAUGUCUUUACAAAUUUGGCCCUGCCGCUGUAUACGCUGUCGGAACCGAUGCCAGCACCAAAGAAUACGUACUACGAUAUCGAAUGGACAUUGUGGGAUCGUUUUGAGGUGACUGGUGAAUUGACUCUGGCGGAAUUUCUGGAGUAUUUCAAGAAUGAGCAUAAAUUGGAGAUUACGAUGCUGUCCCAGGGGGUUUGUAUGCUCUAUUCAUUUUUCAUGCAGAAGGCCAAGUGUCAGGAGCGAAUGGGGCUGUUGAUGUCGGAAGUGGUGAAGAAGGUGUCCAAAAAGAGGAUUGAACCACAUGUAACAGCAUUAAUUUUUGAGAUAUGCUGCAAUGAUGAUACAGGCAAUGAUGUUGAAGUUCCAUAUGUCCGAUACACUCUGCCGUAGUCUUGAACAUUUUUUUGUUUAUUUUAUUUUUUUUUUGAAGGAUGAUUUACAAAUGAUUUUUUCUUUUCUUUUCUAAAAUGAAGAAAAAAAACACAAUUGAAGUAUAAAUAAUAAACGAGCAAUUAAAAAUAUCGAUGGAUUUAUUUGCACACUCCCCCGAGCAAAUGAAGAACGUAUAAAGGAGAGAAAAAAAAGAGAAAACAAAAUAAUAAUAAUAAAAAAAGAAAGGAUUUUCAACACAGAAGAGAAAAUAUAAUCUGAAAGUUUUAUGUGAGGCGAGCACUUAGCGAAAGAAAAAGAAAAUAUCUAUAAUGAAACAGUAAUACAUUUAUUUUUAAAUAAUUUAUUAAGUAACAUUGGCUAGAUUUCCCAUUAACAGAAGCUCUCAUGCGUUUGUCCUUAAAUCCCUGACAUCCUAUCAAUUUGAUGAUGGGAAGGACAUGGUAAGAAAAAAAAAUCAGCAGAGUUUUCUGGGAAGAUUUUCAGCGAUUAUAAAUGCUUAUAGCCACUUAACACUAAAUAUUUAGGUUUUUUUUUUCAUUAAAAUUUUUGAGAAAUUGUGUCUUUUCUAAUGAUUUUUUUUUAAAUUAAUAAGAAUUUCACAAAAAAUUGCUAUUAUGAGAGAGAAAGAGAAAAGUUUUCAAUAAAUUUCUGGUGAAUUGAUACAAAAAAAAAAA